Messenger RNA from Xenia sp. Carnegie-2017, 950 nucleotides. Its product is annotated as nuclear nucleic acid-binding protein C1D-like. NCBI's taxonomy places the organism in Eukaryota, Metazoa, Cnidaria, Anthozoa, Malacalcyonacea, Xeniidae. The transcript has 6 exons. Gene Ontology annotation, cellular component: nucleolus; exosome (RNase complex). Gene Ontology annotation, molecular function: DNA binding; RNA binding. The record is from RefSeq and is a predicted model, not a curated record. Gene Ontology annotation, biological process: regulation of gene expression; maturation of 5.8S rRNA. Bases 80 to 550 code for a protein of 156 amino acids.
CAACAAAUCUGUACAUGGUGCAUCACGGGGGGGUGAGUGACAGAGUGUUGAAGAAUUCACUGGAGAAUGAAGUUUUAAGAUGGCUGCUUCGAGAGACGAGGAAAAUGAACUUCCAAACGAAAUAUUCUCUGCAAUGAAAGAUUUUCACCACUCAUUUGGCUCUGUGGAAGAGACUUUGGAACCACUACUCCGUUCGUCAAACGAUGAAUUACAUGAAAAGUUAGAUGUUCUAGAUCGGGCAAAAUUGGAUCUGAUGGUUGUUUAUGGCAUAAAUACGAUGUUUUGGAUUUAUCUCAUAACUCAAGGUGUAAAUCCGAAAGAACAUGGAGUCAAGCAUGAAUUGGAUAGAAUAAAGAACUACAUGAAAAAAGUAAAAGAUGUCAGUGAACGAAAGAAAGCUUCAAUGAAGAUUGACAAAGAUGCUGCUCGAAGAUUUGUGAAAGGUGCUCUUGCAAAUCCUAAAGCAUCUGAAGUGGUAUCUGACAAGGAAAAACGGGCAAAAACAACCAAACAAAAGAACAAAAACAAAAGGUGGAAUAGUGGUUGCUAAAAGAAACCAAAAGAUGAAAAUGUUGGACAAGUUAUUGCAGAGUAGCCAUAAAGCCAAUUUUUGUGUAGCUGUAUCCAUGAACCAAUCAUAUGAACCUCCCCACAUUAUUGACUUUCUUAUGCCAAUGCUCUUUUUAUUUUUAUAUGCAAUCACAAAAACAGGGCUCUUUUUUGUGGUUAAUCAAAUAUUACUUACAAAAGCUGUUUAAGUCCACAGCAACGUUGAAAAUUUUUCAUAGUUUUCUCAUACCAAUUGUAAAAUUAUAAUGUUAACCAUGAUUUCUCUUAUGCAAACAUUACGUAUCUUUGAAGAAGUUCAUUACAGUUUCAGAAGAUGUUUGCUAUAAGACGAUAAAAAUUUUCUUGUUACGGGCAUUUGGAAAAUAACAAAUGAGAAACAA